AUGCCGAAAGCCCUAAUCUUGGUCGCGGAUGGAUCGGAGGAGAUCGAAUUCGUGACGCCUUACGACGCAAAGCAACUCAUUUGGAGUUUUAGCAUGUCACGCAACAUACGCAUCGUACCAGACUACCAUAAAACUACCGAUGUGCUAAGGGAGACGGCGCAUAAGGCGUACGAGCACUACGAUAUCCUGAUCCUUCCUGGCGGCGCACCCGGCGCUAAAACCUUCUGCCAAAACAAUGACGUCCGCCAACUCAUCUGGGACUUCCGUAACCACGGGAAAUGGGUUGCUGCCAUUUGCGCAGCGACAACGGCGCUUGUUGCUACGGAGUGGUGGGUUGCGACAAAGACUCCGGAUGGGGGCAAGAAGCGUGUUACGAGUCAUCCCAGUGUGAAGGAAGAAGUUGAGGAGGCUGGUUGGCAGUACAGCGAGGAGAGGGUUGUGGUUGAUGGCAAGGUUAUCACGAGUCGAGGGCCAGGGACUGCGAUGCUUUUUGCGCUUACGAUUGUGGAGGUGAUGUGUGGGAAGGAUAAAAGGGCGGAGGUGGAGGGGCCGAUGGUUUGUGCUGAGACUCUGUAA
Molecule: messenger RNA, 576 nt
Organism: Alternaria viburni
Lineage: Eukaryota; Fungi; Ascomycota; Dothideomycetes; Pleosporales; Pleosporaceae
Exons: 2
Coding region: 1-576 (191 amino acids)
Biological process (GO): protein deglycation, glyoxal removal; guanine deglycation, glyoxal removal
Cellular component (GO): cytosol; nucleus
Molecular function (GO): protein deglycase activity
Source: RefSeq, a predicted model, not a curated record